Molecule: messenger RNA, 1971 nt
Organism: Nematocida ausubeli
Lineage: Eukaryota; Fungi; Microsporidia
Exons: 1
Coding region: 1-1971 (656 amino acids)
Biological process (GO): Golgi to plasma membrane protein transport; SNARE complex disassembly; intra-Golgi vesicle-mediated transport
Cellular component (GO): Golgi stack
Molecular function (GO): ATP binding; ATP hydrolysis activity
Source: RefSeq, a predicted model, not a curated record
AUGGGUCGGUAUAAAGUGGAGAGAAUGAAGAAUAUUCUGAGAGCGCAUGAGAAUAAGAUAUAUAUCUCAAGCGAGUACACUGGAGAGUAUUGCAUCAUCAAAGGAUACGUGUUUAAGGCAAAGGUAGAUAGAGACUUGCCGCCGUACACUGUUUCUAUGUCGCAGGUGCAAAGAGGCUUUAUGCAGAUAAAAGAGAGCGAGUAUGUGGAUGUAAUUGAUGGGCCUGGCGGAAGGAUGGGAUCCAUUGAAGAAGUUGUCAUAUCGAUAGAGGGGAAGACGAAGGGCGUGCACAUUCGGAUAAGCCACAAAACAAUUAAUAGCACAUUUUUGGAUGUUCUUGCAGGAGUGCCUCUGACAGAAGGGCAGGACCUGGGGCUGCUGAUGGAGGUGGAGGCAUCUGCAGAUACUUCCAGCAGGGAAACCAUGUUCAUAUGCCGCGUUGAGGGAAUUAAGCUUGGAAACAAAGAGGUCAUUGGGGCAGUCCGAAGAAACACAAAAAUAACAAUAAAGGACCACCAGGGAAUUACGAUUCUGGGCCUAGGAUCAGAGCUGAACAUAAACACAGAGUUUGACUUCAUGGAGAUGGAGAUAGGAGGGCUUAAAAAGGAGUUUGGUGAGAUGUUUAGGCGUGCGUUUAUUCAGAGAAUGUACAAGCCUGGGUUUAUUAAUAACAUGGGAAUCAACCAUGUAAAGGGUAUUAUGCUGUACGGCCCCCCUGGAACAGGAAAGACCUUAAUUGCCAGGAGAAUGUCUGCGCUUCUGAACUCUGCUCCGCCCAAAAUAGUGAAUGGCCCAGAAAUACUCAACAAAUAUGUUGGGCAGAGUGAGGAAAACAUUAGAAAGCUGUUUGAAGAUGCAGAGAAGGACUACAAGCAGUAUGGAGAUGAAAGUGCACUGCACAUUAUAAUAUUUGAUGAGAUAGAUGCAAUAUGUAAGAGUAGAGGGUCAUCAAAUGGUGUUGGGGAUCAGGUAGUCAACCAGCUGCUUUCAAAGAUUGAUGGAGUUGAGUCUCUGAACAAUAUUCUUGUGAUUGGAAUGACAAAUCGAGUUGACUUAAUUGAUGAUGCACUUCUUCGCCCUGGCAGGUUUGAGAUUCACAUUGAAAUAUCCCUGCCAGAUGAGGCAGGCAGACUUGAAAUUCUGAAGAUUCACACUAGCAAGAUGGAGACAAAUUGCUUUAUGAAAAAGGACGUAGAUUUGGAGCAAAUUGCAAACAAGGCACGAAACUACACUGGAGCAGAAAUAACUGCACUUGUGAAGAGUGCAGCAUCAUUUGCCCUGGAAAGAGCAAGAAAUACAAAGAAAGAGGUAAUGAUUGAUAUGAACGACUUUAAGCGUGCGCUUGAAGAGACUGUCCCGUCCUUUGGUGUAAGCACUGCUUUGAGAAUGCCAGAACCCUUCUAUGCAUACCCAUCUGCACAGAAUGUGAUUGACCAUGGAAAGACAGUUGUAGACCGGCUCAGAAAGGACACUAAAAAAAAGUCAAAAACACUUUCGCUUCUGCUAACAGGAAAGCCAGGGACUGGAAAAACAGCACUUGCUGAGAUAAUAGCAACUAAGUCAGAAAUACCGUUUAUUCGGGUUAUAUCCCCAAAGGACAUUGUAGGAAAGGAGGAGAAUGAGAAGGUGAACUAUAUCCGAAACACAUUCAAAGACGCCUAUAAAAGUGCAGAGUCUUUGGUGAUUCUUGAUGACAUAGAAGGGCUUAUGGACUACGUGUCAAUUGGGCCCAGGUUCUCAAAUCCAAUUCUCCAGGCCAUCAAGCUAUUUGCUAAGAACCAGGACAGGUUUAAGACAAUGGUAAUUGGCACAGCUGCUGACAAGUCACUUAUGGAGGAGGCAGGAAUAUUCGGAUCAUUUGACUAUCACACGGAGCUGUCAGUUCUCUCACAGCGCGAUACAGAUUGGUUUGCCACAAACACGUCACUUGCACCAGCCUCCCAAAAAACAAUCAAGGAAAUCAUACAAUAA